This is a messenger RNA of Sphenostylis stenocarpa, 2421 nucleotides long. The record is from the annotation of a GenBank genome assembly. Lineage: Eukaryota; Viridiplantae; Streptophyta; Magnoliopsida; Fabales; Fabaceae.
AUGGCAAAUCAUCCUUUGACCCACUCUCACUCUUUCCGCGAGAGGGUUGAUGAAACUCUUGCUGGUCACAGGAAUGAAAUUUUGGCCCUUCUGUCGAGGCUUGAAGCCAAAGGCAAGGGAAUCCUGCAACACCACCAGGUCAUUGCAGAGUUUGAAGAAAUCCCUGAGGAGAACAGGAAGAAGCUAAAAGAUGGGGCUUUUGGAGAAGUUUUGAGAUCUACACAGGAAGCCAUAGUGCUGCCACCUUUUGUUGCUCUGGCUGUUCGACCAAGGCCCGGUGUUUGGGAGUAUCUGCGUGUGAAUGUGCACAUGCUUGUUGUUGAUGAGCUACGCCCUGCUGAGUAUCUGCGUUUCAAGGAGGAGCUCGUCGAGGGAAGUUCUAACGGCAACUUUGUGCUUGAGUUGGACUUUGAACCUUUUAAUGCGUCUUUCCCUCGUCCAACUCUCAACAAGUCCAUUGGGAAUGGCGUUGAGUUCCUCAAUCGCCAUCUUUCAGCCAAACUCUUCCAUGACAGGGAGAGCAUGCAGCCACUGCUUGAAUUCCUCAGGCUUCACAGUUAUAAGGGCAAGACUAUGAUGUUGAAUGACAAAGUUCAGAACCUGAACUCUCUCCAACAUGUUUUGAGAAAAGCAGAAGAGUUUCUAACUUCGGUUGCUCCUGCAACGCCCUACUCAGAAUUUGAAAACAGAUUCCGCGAGAUUGGUUUGGAGAGGGGUUGGGGUGACACCGCCGAGCGUGUCCUCGAGAUGAUCCAGCUUCUCCUGGAUCUUCUGGAGGCACCUGACCCUUGCACCCUUGAGACAUUCCUUGGAAGAGUCCCUAUGGUCUUCAAUGUUGUUAUCCUUUCGCCUCAUGGUUACUUUGCCCAAGAUAAUGUCUUGGGAUACCCUGACACUGGUGGACAGGUUGUUUACAUCUUGGAUCAAGUUCGUGCCUUGGAGAAUGAGAUGCUCAACCGCAUCAAGAAACAAGGCUUGGAUAUCACCCCUCGUAUUCUCAUUAUCACUCGUCUUCUCCCGGAUGCAGUAGGAACUACCUGUGGCCAACGUCUAGAGAGAGUAUAUGAUACUGAAUACUGUGACAUUCUCCGAGUUCCUUUCAGAACAGAGAAAGGAAUUGUUCGCAAAUGGAUCUCAAGAUUCGAAGUCUGGCCAUACCUAGAAACCUACAGUGAGGAUGUUGCUAUUGAACUUGCUAAGGAGUUACAAGCCAAGCCAGAUCUGAUUGUUGGUAACUACAGUGAUGGAAACAUUGUUGCCUCUUUGUUAGCACAUAAAUUAGGAGUAACUCAGUGCACCAUUGCUCAUGCUCUAGAAAAGACCAAGUACCCUGAGUCUGAUAUUUACUGGAAAAAAUUUGAAGAGAAAUAUCACUUCUCAUGCCAAUUUACUGCUGAUCUUUUUGCAAUGAACCACACAGACUUUAUCAUCACUAGCACCUUCCAAGAGAUUGCUGGGAGCAAGGAUACUGUUGGACAGUACGAGAGUCACACUGCCUUCACCCUUCCUGGACUUUACCGAGUUGUUCACGGUAUUGAUGUCUUUGAUCCAAAGUUCAACAUUGUCUCUCCCGGAGCUGAUAUGAGCAUAUACUUCCCAUACACUGAAACUGAACGUAGGUUAACAAACUUCCACCCUGAGAUUGAAGAGCUUCUUUACAGCACAGUGGAGAAUGAAGAACACAUAUGUGUGUUGAAGGACCGCAACAAGCCAAUCAUCUUCACCAUGGCAAGACUUGACCGUGUGAAGAACAUCACAGGACUUGUUGAGUGGUACGGCAAGAAUGCGCGCCUCCGUGAGUUGGUGAACCUUGUCGUUGUUGCUGGAGACAGGAGGAAGGAGUCCAAGGACUUGGAAGAGAAGGCUGAGAUGAAGAAGAUGUAUGGCCUCAUUGAGACAUACAAGUUGAAUGGCCAAUUCAGAUGGAUCUCCUCUCAGAUGAACAGAGUGAGAAAUGGAGAGCUCUACCGUGUCAUUUGUGACACAAGGGGUGCCUUUGUGCAGCCUGCAGUUUAUGAAGCCUUUGGGUUGACUGUGGUUGAAGCCAUGACUUGUGGAUUGCCAACAUUUGCCACAUUCAAUGGUGGUCCUGCUGAGAUCAUUGUGCAUGGAAAAUCUGGAUACCACAUUGACCCCUACCAUGGUGACCGUGCUGCCGAGAUCCUUGUCGACUUCUUUGAGAAGAGCAAUGCAGAUCCAUCUCACUGGGACAAAAUCUCCCAGGGAGGACUCAAGCGUAUUCAAGAGAAGUAUACAUGGCAGAUUUACUCUGACAGGCUUUUGACACUCACCGGUGUCUAUGGCUUCUGGAAGCAUGUCACCAACCUUGAACGCCGUGAGAGCAAACGUUACCUCGAGAUGUUCUAUGCUCUCAAGUACCGCAAAUUGGCUGAGUCUGUACCCCUUGCCAUUGAAGAGUAA